GUGGAAUGGUUGAAUUGCAUGGUAAUUUUAAUUUUUAUAAAUAAUAAUUGUGUUGUUACGUUAUGAAGAACCGUAUAAUGUUGCUUGCAAAUGUGUAAUAGUCAUAACUGUCGUGUAUGAAUUUGGUGCGAAGACUGUUGAUGGUCAAUAAUGUUAUUUUGUCCGACGUGUGCCAACGUUCUUAUGGUAGAGGAAGGUCCAGAGUCUGGACUACGGUACGCCUGUAACACUUGUCCUUAUGUGUACAACGUUAGAAGGAAGGUGUCCUCACGCACAUUCCCUAAACUUAAGGAGCUUGACUAUAUUAUGGGCGGAGCUGCCGCCUGGGAGAAUGUAGACUCGACCGAUGCUGUGUGCCCAAAGUGCGGACAUGGUAGAGCAUUCUUCAUGCAACUGCAAACUCGCUCAGCCGAUGAACCCAUGACUACAUUCUAUCGCUGUUGCAACCACAAGUGUGCGCAUAACUGGCGUGAUUAG
Messenger RNA from Helicoverpa armigera (cotton bollworm), 477 nucleotides. RefSeq names its product DNA-directed RNA polymerase III subunit RPC10 (gene Polr3K). Gene Ontology annotation, molecular function: zinc ion binding; nucleic acid binding. NCBI's taxonomy places the organism in Eukaryota, Metazoa, Arthropoda, Insecta, Lepidoptera, Noctuidae. Gene Ontology annotation, cellular component: RNA polymerase III complex. Bases 151 to 477 code for a protein of 108 amino acids. The transcript is spliced from 2 exons. The record is from RefSeq and is a predicted model, not a curated record. Gene Ontology annotation, biological process: DNA-templated transcription; termination of RNA polymerase III transcription.